Messenger RNA from Phoenix dactylifera (date palm), 948 nucleotides. RefSeq names its product Ribosomal protein L6 family. The record is from RefSeq and is a predicted model, not a curated record. Gene Ontology annotation, cellular component: ribosome. Gene Ontology annotation, biological process: translation. Gene Ontology annotation, molecular function: rRNA binding; structural constituent of ribosome. NCBI's taxonomy places the organism in Eukaryota, Viridiplantae, Streptophyta, Magnoliopsida, Arecales, Arecaceae.
CACAACGCGGUCGAACCCAGCCCAAAUCAGAUGAGGAUAGGAGAAGACGGGGCUGAAUGGAUAAAGGGAAAGGAGCGCUCCAUUCGGCGAGGACCGCGAGCUGAGUGGAGACCAUGGCGUCGCUCUCCUCUUCAAUCCACUCCUCUUGGAACUUGAAAUCUCUGUUUCUUGGUGAAAGAAAGGGAAUUUGUAUUACUAGUAGUCCUGUCAGUAGGAUUGGAUUUUUGAGAAAGCCAGUGCAGUGCAAGGAAUCUAGGAUUGGGAAGAUGCCAAUUGAAGUGCCACCUAAUGUUACCAUUGCAUUGGAUGGGCAAGACUUGAAGGUUAAGGGUCGAUUGGGUGAACUCUCAAGGACUUAUCCACGUGAAGUUAAAAUUGAGCAAUUGGAAUCUGGAACUCUAAGGGUCUUCAAAGCUUUGGAUACUAGAAGAGCCAAUCAGAUGCAUGGGCUUUUCAGAACCCUCACUGAUAACAUGGUAGUCGGGGUCUCAAAAGGAUUUGAGAAGCGACUUCAGCUAGUUGGGGUUGGAUAUCGUGCGAUGCUGGAGGGCAGAGACCUUGUACUUAACCUUGGGUUCUCACACCCAGUCAGGAUGGCCAUUCCAGAAGGCUUGCAAGUGAAGGUGGAGGACAACACCAGAAUUGCUGUGAGUGGAUAUGACAAGUGCGCCAUUGGUGAGUUUGCUGCAUCAAUAAGGAAGUGGAGACCCCCAGAACCAUAUAAGGGAAAGGGCGUCAGGUAUGCUGAUGAGGUUGUAAGAAGAAAGGAGGGAAAAGCUGGGAAAAGGAAGUAGAACUGGUGUUUCACUGUUCUUGGAUGUAUUUUUUUUUUUCUUAAACAUUUUGUUGCACCUAGCAGACCAAUGGGUGUGAAAUGUACUCGAGUGAUGGUUUCCAGUAAAUUGUUUAGAGUUUUGUUCAUUAUAUGAAACUGCAAUUUGUCUGGUA